UCUUCUUCUUUAAACUCUGCCAACCACCUCAAUUUUUACCUGCUACAUUCAUCAAUGUCAUAAUCAGCACCUACACUAUCCGGCACAUUUCAGGUUUAAUGAAACUUAAAUAAUAAAAAAUCAAUUUAGAAAGGACUAUAUCUUUUGCUGCUGCUAUGGAAAAUGGGAAGGGGUCAUUUUUUUGGGUGGAGGAGGAGAGCAAUGAUCCAACAUUCGUUCCGAUAAAGCAGCAGCAAAGGAGAAGAGUAGUGAAGACAAAUAAACCGGAGUUUGUCGGCUGGUGUUCUAAGCCGUUAUACGAGUUUCUUCAAUCAAUUGGCAAUGACACUACAAAAGAGCAGUCUCAGCAUGAAGUCACUUCCAUUAUUAACAAUUAUGUGAAUAUGCAUAAUCUUACUAACCCCUUAAGGAAGAAAAAGGUUGACUGUGAUGACCGGCUUCGCUAUCUUUUUAUUAAGAAAUCGAUUGCCCGAAAUAAAAUAUUUGAGCUACUAAAUCCUCAUCUUGCCAAGAACCAUGAUUCAUCAUCUGAAGAUGAUGAUAAUUUGUAUAGUUCAGAAGAAGAAUAUGACGAUGACAAUAGAAUAGCAACUAAGAAGCAGAAAAUUUUUAAUUUGUUAGAGAAAAAUGCAGCUCCACCUCGAAAGAAAAAAACAUCAGAGACUCAAUUGAGCAGUAUCUAUGCAGCGGUUAUUCCCGAAAAUAUAAAGCUUUUAUAUCUUAAGAGGAGUUUAGUUGAGGAGCUUGUUAAGCAGCAUUCUUUUGAAAACUUUCAAGGGAAAAUGGUAGGUAGUUACAUCAGGAUAAAAUCUGAUCCUAAUGAUUUUUUUCAGAAAAACUCUCAUCAACUUCAUCCAGUUACAGGGGUAAAAAAUGUACUUGUAAAUGGUGUAAUACAUGAAGUUCUUCUUCAGGUUCCAAACAUGAUAAAAGACUUGCCUAUAUGCAUGUUGUCUGAUGAAGACUUCUCUAAGGAAGAAUGCGAGGAUCUAUGUCAAAGAGUCAAGGAUGGUUUGCUUAAGAGGCCUACUGUUGUGGAGGUUGAACAGAAGACCCAAGUCUUGCAUGAGGAUAUAAUAAAACAUUGGAUUCCUAGAGAGCUUAAACAUCUACAAAACCUUAUUGACCGUGCCAAUGAGAAAGGAUGGCGCAAAGAGCUAUUUGACUAUCUAGAAAGAAAAAAACUGCUCCAAACACCAUCAGAGGUAUCAAAGUUGCUGGCUGAUGUUCCAAACGUGACUGCAGAUAAAUUAGAUCCUGAACUUACCCCACAGGAACAAGCAGAGGAUAUAAACGAGUUGCAUCGUUCACCCACAACUCAUAAGGAUGUCUCACAUCCUACUCUUGAUGCAUCAGAACAUGAAGUGCCAGUUCUUGUUGAAGUCAAGGAAGGCAACGCAGGGCCAAUGGAGAAUGGGAGACCUGGAGAACACUUGACAGGCCUCCAGUGGGUUGAAGUCGAGCAGGUUCCCAAGACCAAAAAUUCGGGUCAAAAGGCGGUCUUAAAUGGCUCGGCCGGUGUAAUUGAGUUAAGUGACGAUGAAGAGGAAACACAGAAGCAAGAGGACCAAGAGGAAACACAUAAGCAAGACAACCAAGAGGAAACACUGAAGCAAGACGACGAGUAUGACUUCUCUUGUAAAAAAUGGUUUUACCGAGACCCACAAGGAAAAAUACAAGGACCUGUUUCAAGAACUGAGUUGAAGGUCUGGAGUGAUGCAGGCUACUUCUAUCCCGACUUUAAGGUAUGGAAAGAUGGUCAAACUCCAGAUGAUGCUAUCUUGUUGACAGAUAUGCUUUCAGGGAAUUGUAGCAAAUGCUAGUAAAUAGCAUUUAUAGGUUUUAUGUCCCUUAGGGAACGUGUCAUUAAUUCAUUAUAUCAUCUUUUUGUUUGGAAAAAAUAUCAUUUGAUUCGAGUCAUUAUAGUUGGGCUUAAUUUACUUCUUUUAUA
Molecule: messenger RNA, 1951 nt
Organism: Erigeron canadensis
Lineage: Eukaryota; Viridiplantae; Streptophyta; Magnoliopsida; Asterales; Asteraceae
Exons: 8
Coding region: 156-1823 (555 amino acids)
Molecular function (GO): DNA binding; protein binding
Source: RefSeq, a predicted model, not a curated record